Molecule: messenger RNA, 1053 nt
Organism: Symbiodinium pilosum
Lineage: Eukaryota; Dinophyceae; Suessiales; Symbiodiniaceae
Source: the annotation of a GenBank genome assembly
AUGGUCGAGCAAUCCCAUACCGCCGGCUGGUGGCCGCGGCUCUACGAACCCUUCCAGACCCUCGGCCAGAAGGUGGCCGACUGGUUCGCCCCGCGCUCCGACGCGUCGACCCUGGAGGACGCCUACGAAAUCAACGUCGAACUGCCCGGCGUCAAUCCCGAUGACGUCGACGUCUCGAUCCACAACAACAGCCUGAUCGUUCGCGGCGAGAAGCGCCAUACGCGCCAGGAGAAGGGUCGCACCUUCUUCUUCUCCGAGCGCGAGUACGGCCUGUUCCAGCGCUCCUUCCGGCUGCCGCCGGAUGCCGACGCCGACAGUAUCGAUGCCAGUUUCAGCGACGGCGUGCUCUGCCUCAAGAUCGCCAAGCAGGAACCCUCCAAACCCGCCGGCAAGAAGAUCGAGGUCUUUCCGAACCACCGGGCGCGUCGCGGCGCGGCGCGCCACCUCGACGAAGCCCUCGUCGAGGAAGGCGGCAAGCGUGCCGGGAAAGAGAUCGCCGGAGCCGGGCUUCCUGCGCGCCGCGCGGUCGACCGGGUAGGCCUCGACCGCCACGGCGCCCUGCCUGCGGGCAUGCUCCACCGCCGCGCGGACCAGCCGGCGCAGCAGGCCCUGCCGCCGGUGUUUCUUGGCCACGAUGAAACAGUUCACCGACCAGACGUCCUUGUCGUCGACGGCGGCGAAGCUGCGGGAGCGGUUCAGCCGGUCGAAGACCCGGCGCGGGGCCACCCCGCACCAGGCGGCCGGCGCGCCCUCCGCAUAGGCGAUCAGCCCCGGCGGCGGGCCGCGUUUCACCAGCUUGCGGAAGAACGCGCGGUUGCCGCUGUCCCAGCCGGCGCGGUAGUCCGCGUUCGAGCAGUACCAGUAGGCGCACCAGCAGCGGGAGGCAUCGCCGCAGUCGUUGAACACCGCUUCGGCAUCCUCCAGGCGUUGCGGCGUGAGCGGCUCGAAGGUCAGACGGUCGGGCAUGAGGGCAGUCUGCGGCAAAGACAGCGGCGCGGCAAUCGCCCCGGGCGGACCCGGUCCCCCUUUGAGGCCGCCGGCCCCUUUCGAUAA